UUAUCUCUAUCUUUUCAUAGUUUUGUUUGUUUGUUUAGUUGGAAGUCUUCUAAGACCUUUUAUAUGCUCUUAUCUUUUGUCUCUAUGUUAUCUUGAGAUGAACUGAAAGUUAGGUUGGUUUUAUGAAAUGAGGUGGUGAUUUGCCAAGCUUGUUUGUAAAUUGCCACUUGAAGUUUAUUGGCUUUGAAGUUGGGAAGGUUGUUUUCUAUUUUUAGUUAUUUAUACCUUUUUUUUGUUGUAUAAAGAAGGCUGCCUAGAGUUAAGGGAAGCGGUCGCAGGUGCUGAUCCCUAGACCUCUUGAAUGUCACCUCUUAACGUUGGCUGAAUGAACCAACUAAGCUAAGCUUCAAAGCAAAGAGAAAAUGGGUAAUCUAUUCUGUUGUGUACAAGUUGACCAGUCUACAGUAGCCAUUAAGGAGAGAUUUGGCAAGUUCGAGGAUGUUCUCGAACCUGGGUGCCAUUGCCUACCUUGGUUUCUUGGAAGUCAGCUUGCUGGCCACCUUUCAUUGAGAUUGCAGCAGUUGGAUGUUCGUUGUGAGACCAAGACUAAGGAUAAUGUAUUUGUCAAUGUUGUUGCAUCUAUUCAAUAUCGGGCACUGGCAGAUAAGGCAAAUGAUGCCUUCUACAAACUCACUAACACAAGGACACAAAUUCAAGCCUACGUUUUUGAUGUUAUUAGAGCAAGUGUUCCAAAGCUAAAUCUGGAUGAUGUUUUUGAACAAAAGACUGAAAUUGCUAAAGCUGUUGAAGAAGAACUUGAGAAGGCUAUGUCUGCCUAUGGGUAUGAGAUUGUUCAAACACUUAUUGUGGACAUAGAACCUGAUGAGCAUGUGAAGCGCGCAAUGAAUGAAAUUAAUGCUGCUGCAAGGCUAAGGGUGGCAGCUAAUGAGAAGGCAGAGGCUGAGAAAAUUUUGCAAAUCAAACGAGCUGAAGGUGAGGCUGAGUCUAAAUAUUUGUCAGGGCUUGGUAUUGCUCGCCAGCGACAAGCGAUUGUUGAUGGUUUACGAGAUAGUGUGCUUGGAUUCUCUGUUAAUGUCCCUGGGACCACUGCAAAGGAUGUCAUGGACAUGGUCCUGGUCACCCAGUACUUUGACACCAUGAAAGAAAUUGGUGCUGCUUCUAAAUCUUCAGCUGUGUUUAUCCCUCAUGGUCCUGGAGCUGUUCGCGAUGUCGCCACUCAGAUUCGUGAUGGACUCCUCCAGGCUGCACAUCAGUAACUAUUAUGACUUUUCAAAGCCUUAUAAUGGGUUUUGUUUAAGACAAGCAUUAUUGUUUUUUUUUUUUUGGACAAUAAUCGGUUUUGGUAUUUGCUUGAUCAUUUCUUGGUGCCUUAGCUCUUGUUUAGUUGUUUGUCGUUUGUCCCUUAUGAGCACUGGUGUACAUAUGGUAAUGGCCUGUGAAGUACACUGCCUGCAUAAUUUUAUAUUUUUAUAGAUGUUGUGAGAUCUUUAUGCUGGA
Messenger RNA from Durio zibethinus, 1458 nucleotides. RefSeq names its product hypersensitive-induced reaction 1 protein-like. NCBI's taxonomy places the organism in Eukaryota, Viridiplantae, Streptophyta, Magnoliopsida, Malvales, Malvaceae. The record is from RefSeq and is a predicted model, not a curated record.